GGGCCAGUCAGGCAAGACUGAGUACGUGUUUAGGUUGAGUGUGUGUGACACUGAGGAAUACUGCUAUGGAUAUGGUGCUGCUGCACGUGUUCCUGCUUCUCUCUUUGUGUCAUCAGAGCUUGACAGCUGUAUUGAACAUGCACACAGAUCCAAGAAAUCUGUUUGCAGAGAGAGCUUGUUGCAGACGCCAGAGUCACUUCAUCUACAUAGGACAAGAUAUCUUAGGCAGUCCAGUGAACGUGGAUGUAGGCAUGUGCCGAACAAACUGCGGCCAAGCACGGCCCUCAUCCUUUGAGGCUGGGAUGCAAGGCUACGCCUCCAUGCUGGACUUCCUGAGAGACAAAAAGAUGCGAACUCCAGCAGCGUCCUCUCACGAGCUCUCGGGCUUUGGAGGAAACCUUCCGUCAUGUGGCAUGAGCAUGACCUGUGAACCCACUGGACUGCGUGUGGACAAAGUGAUGCUCAUGGACGGCCUGCGUGAGGUGGAAAUCAUUGAGGACUGCCACUGCGAGGCCAAAGUGACUCGCUGUGUCCGAGCACCCUCUCUCAGAACAUACUUCUUUGAAACACCUUACGAGACUGUUAUCGAUGUGGGCAAGUGCGUAGGAUCGAAAGGUGAACUGGAGGGCUUUUCCUGUGUGCCUACCAAGUUUGAUUCUGCUCUCGUGGACACUCCGAAUAAAGUGGAGCUGAUUCAGACGGUGGCCGGCUGCGAUAUGAAAGAAGGCUGCUACAGAAUUCCUUAUGUGGAAUAUCAUUACGAGAUCACAUACAAUGAAGACGGGCUCAAGGAAGAAAAACUUAAGGAAAUAGAUGUGGGGAGAUGUUUGGGAAGCUGCACCUCAGGAAACCGCUGUCUUCUCAGGAGUGCCUCUAAUUCUGCUGAGUGUCUGCUGUGGGCAGAGGGACAGGGCAGUGCGUGUGUUCCACAAGGGUAUGAGAGCCACACGUUUCUCAAUCAGCAUGGACAAACCCGAACUGUGCUGGCCAUCACUUCGUGCCUCUGCCAGUCUUAAACACAGUGACCUCUACUGAAAGUGCACACACGCUGCACUAACCAAGUGGACUUGCAUUUACAAAAGUGUCUUGAGUUGACUAAAUGCAGAAGCACGUUAAAGGCUGGGAUCUAUAACAUAUAAUUAUUAUGUUAAAAUAGCACAUGCUAUUAUGGUAUUCUGACAUACUAUUUAGUAUUAUAGUAUAAUAAUAACCUUUAUUUAACCAGGUAAGUCAAGUGAGAACCAGUUCUCAUUUACAACGACGACCUGGCCAGUAUGUGGUUUAGGACAUGGGUUUUGGAAUCUGUGUUUUUAUAAUGUUACAACAUAUGUGUCAAGGACAUCUACUUCUCUUAUGCAAAAUUACAGCUGACCUGUUUCAGCUGUCCCUGUAAUAUAUGUAAAAUAUGUAAAUAUAAUUUUGUAAAUAAAUUUGAUGCCAUUAAUUAAA
Messenger RNA from Pangasianodon hypophthalmus (striped catfish), 1449 nucleotides. RefSeq names its product pinhead (gene pnhd). Bases 66 to 1016 code for a protein of 316 amino acids. The record is from RefSeq and is a predicted model, not a curated record. The transcript has 7 exons. NCBI's taxonomy places the organism in Eukaryota, Metazoa, Chordata, Actinopteri, Siluriformes, Pangasiidae.